UAUAGACCCAAUUAAAAUGAAAUCUAGCUAGCUGUGAAAUAUAAAAAAAAAUCUGAAUUAAUGGUAGUGCAGUUUUGAAGAGUUAAGCAAAUCCAUCAAAGGUGGGGGUUUGAAGGGUGACAGUUCUCGGUGACAUGUGGUGAGGUCCUGCCCCUGUUCCCCGGUCGGACCCGGUGGAGCUUGAGCUUGAGGAAAACAGCCUGAGCCAGACGGACGAGAGAGAAAAAUCGCAGGAUGAAGAAGAUAUCAAGACGAUGUUAGCCAGAGAUGAUGGCUGUUCAGAGCACCCCACCCAGUUCUUCGAUGUCGACAGCCAAGCCGGGGACGACAGAGGGAGCGGGAUCGUCGCAGCCGACGCCAAGCACGACGAUGCCGACGACCACGAGCAUGGCUGGGCCGCCGGAGGUUGAAUCGACGAUCCAGCGGCUCUCCGAACACCGGAACGUCCGCGGAGUGAUCAUCCUCAAUCGCGACGGCGUUGUCAUCCGCUCCUCCGGCCCGGUCUUCCAGGGCAGUGACGGCGUCAUCGUGCUUCGUAGGUACGCUUCGGAGGCCAGGAAAAUCGUCGACGCCGUCGGGAGCUCUGUCGAUCGCAUGGAACUCGACGAUCAAUUGAGGUUUCUCAGAAUCAGGACUCAACAGCACGAAUUGCUCAUCACCCCUGAUUCCAAAUUUACCCUGGUCGUCAUUCAGGAUCCGACAAAAUGAAUUCCUCCAUUAUCUCUUCAUUGAUAGCUUGAUUCUUUAUAUUCCCUAAAAAUUGCAAGAGACAGCCAAGAUAAACGCUGGAAAAUUCACACACACGCAGAGGGUUGAGAUGGAAUGGGCAGUGAUCUCAGCGACGGUCGUUUUAAGGAGGGAAUUUGUCGACUGGUAUUGGCUUCCAUGUGAUUGAGCGUCUCUUCCCCUCUUUGUGGAAUAAAGCGGUUCCUGUGCAUAUAGAUGACAUGCAUGUAUUCUAUCAAACCUAAAAAUUAAAUUCAAUUAAGUGCAUUUCUUUUGGAUUUCUAUGUGUGCCACUCUCGUGUUAGUCUAACGCAACUACUGGUGGAAGUCAAGGAGAGCCCAAUUUUGAGAAUGUUUAGUGCUGAAUCCACAGUUUACUCAGGGCCGCUUAAUGCUUCUCAGAUUUGUGUAAUCUCGACCAUUGCUUUCCUGCGAGGAGGAGUGAUACGUCGGUUGUUGUGUGGUCGGAGAGAGGAAGAAUUGGAAGGCUUCAACUCGGAGAAACUGUAAGACUAUUUAUUCUGUGGAAGUUUUUCCCAUCUUCAAAAAUACUUCAGCAGCAAUCUUACAGCCGAGUCAAGCAAGCCCUCCCUUUGCACAAGCAGGCCGCUUGAAAACAGGAAACGGCCGACACAUACGCGGUGAAGGAACAUGUAAGUGGCCGCGGUUUCUUGGCUCCGCACGUAUGUUAUGUAGGCUGCUUUUGUCAGACUGAGCCUGUUUACAUGACUAGCAAUUACACACUGGAAGUGCUGAGCCGACAAGCCCUGCUGCCACUGCUGCUGAAGGCUCAGCAGC
Messenger RNA from Puccinia graminis f. sp. tritici CRL 75-36-700-3, 1524 nucleotides. RefSeq lists its product as uncharacterized. NCBI's taxonomy places the organism in Eukaryota, Fungi, Basidiomycota, Pucciniomycetes, Pucciniales, Pucciniaceae. Gene Ontology annotation, molecular function: dynein intermediate chain binding. The transcript has 5 exons. Gene Ontology annotation, biological process: microtubule-based movement. The record is from RefSeq and is a predicted model, not a curated record. Gene Ontology annotation, cellular component: cytoplasmic dynein complex; cytoplasm. The coding region runs from base 268 to 708 and encodes 146 amino acids.